Messenger RNA from Papaver somniferum (opium poppy), 1860 nucleotides. RefSeq lists its product as uncharacterized. Gene Ontology annotation, molecular function: RNA-DNA hybrid ribonuclease activity; nucleic acid binding. The transcript has 4 exons. Bases 1 to 1860 code for a protein of 619 amino acids. NCBI's taxonomy places the organism in Eukaryota, Viridiplantae, Streptophyta, Magnoliopsida, Ranunculales, Papaveraceae. The record is from RefSeq and is a predicted model, not a curated record.
AUGGGAGACGAUGCGGAUGAACCCCCAACAGUUGAGAAACUGAUUGAGGUUCAGAUUAGGGAUGAGAAGCAAAAAACCACGUUUGUAGGGGCAGAUCUACCCGCGCAUGAACGUGAUGGUUUGAUUACAUUGUUAAGGGCGAACGCUGACGUUUUCGCAUGGAGUUUUGCUGAAAUGCCUGGGAUAGAUCCGAACGUAGCCUGCCAUAGGCUAAAUAUCGAUGAGAAGUUCCAUCCAGUUCGUCAGAAAAUUAGGAAUAUGGCACAAAUAAAAAAAAUAUGGAGUUGCUGCAGAAAUCGAGAAGCUGUUGGAAGCAGGAUUUAUUCGACUGGGGAGACCUACCAGCAUUUGGUAGACCAUAUGUUCAAGGAUUUGAUUGGGAAGAUGAUGGAAGUAUAUAUCGACGAUAUGGUAGUAAAAUCUAAGCAAAAGGAGUCGCAUUUUAUCGAUAUUCAGAAGAUGUUCGAUAUCUUGAGGCGAUAUCGUAUGAAGCUCAAUCCAACAAAAUGUUCAUUCGGGCUAUCCUUGAAAAAGUUCCUUGGAUACUUGAUGACGCACAGAGGAAUCGAGGUGAAUCCGGAACAAAUCAGAGCCAUCAGAGAGAUGUCAUCCCCUAGAACGAAGAAGGAGGUCCCGCAGCUAGCAGGGCGAUUAACAUCUUUAAAUCUUUUCAUGUCACGCUCGUCGGAUCGAUUCAAACCAUUCUUUGACGUUUUGAAGAAAGCAGUGCAUUUUGGUUGGGCGGAUGAGUGCGAGAAAGUCUACGAUGAAAUCAAACAAUAUUUUCCAACUCCCCCAGUACUGCAUGUUUUCUUCGUCAGUAAAUAUUUGAUGGGGGAGGAAACACGGUACAUAAAAAUUAAAAAGAUAGCACUUGCACUGUUGCAUGCAUCACAUCGCCUCAAACCAUAUUUCCAAGGGAGACAGAUUGUAGUCUACUCUGAAUAUACGCUAAAGAGAGUCCUGGAACGUGCUGAUGAUUCCAACCGACUAGCCAUAUGGUCAAAUUUUCUGGGGGCGUAUGGAAUCAAGUACGAAACCAGAAAUGCAGAGAAGGGACACGCUCUGGCUGCACUGUUAGCAGAUUCCCCCGUGGACGACAUAGAAACAGUUACCGAAGAAGAAGAGUUGUUAGCUGGAGUUGGAUAUGUCAUCCUUACUCCCGAAGGAUCAAGGAUCGAGAAAGCAACUAGAUUUGGUUUUCGUGCAUCCAAUAAUGAAGCUGGGUAUGAAAAAGCGAUUAUCGGGUUAAAGGCUGUCAAACAGUUAGAGGCAAAGAACGUUAAGCUGAGAACAGAUUCCAUGCUAGUAGUUAAUCAUUUUCUGGGCACCUAUAGAGCAAAAGAAGAGAGGAUGGCCUUAUAUUUGGAUCAUAUGAGAGAGCUGGUAAAUGAAUUCGACCAGUUCUCUAUCGGGCAGCGACCACAGUUGGAAAACAGUCACGCAGACACUUUAGCAUAUCAGUUCUCCGCAGUCGAUACUGAUACCACCUGUUUUGUUUUAGUGGAUUUCCAAGAGUUACCUAGCAUCUCUGAAAACCACUUUGUUCUGGCUCUCGAACACGCUAGUGAGGGCGAGUGGGUAACUACAUCAGCACAGGAAGAUAUAGAAAACACUGACAGCAAUAUGGAUGUUGACAGUCCAGUGAUAGACGAUUCAGACAAUCCUGCUGAAAACGUUUCAGACUGGUGUCAACCUUAUAUCCGGUAUUUGACAACCAGUGAGCUCCCAGAAGAUGAGAAACUCGCUUCAAAGGUGAAAAAUAAUGCAUGGAUAUAUUCAAUGAUCGAGGGACAGUUAUACCACAAACAUGUAGCCUUGGAGCCAUUUUUGCGGUGUGUAUCAGCCGAAGAAGGAUAA